Molecule: messenger RNA, 498 nt
Organism: Myotis daubentonii (Daubenton's bat)
Lineage: Eukaryota; Metazoa; Chordata; Mammalia; Chiroptera; Vespertilionidae
Product: ferritin, heavy subunit-like
Exons: 5
Coding region: 1-498 (165 amino acids)
Biological process (GO): intracellular iron ion homeostasis; iron ion transport
Cellular component (GO): cytoplasm
Molecular function (GO): ferric iron binding; ferrous iron binding
Source: RefSeq, a predicted model, not a curated record
AUGGAAGACAAAUCACGGCUCCCUGAAGAGUGUAGUGUUGCUAUGAAUAAAGUGCUAUCUUAUGAGCUGCACAUCAGUGAUGCUUAUUUAUCUAUGGCCUAUAAUUCCAUCGACGAAUCAGUCCAACCUUGUUUUGCCACAUUCUUUGAAGACCAAGCUGAUAUAAAGAGGGAAAAUGGAAAGAAAUUCCUAGAAUAUCUAGGAAAACGUGGGAAUAAAAUCUGCCUUCCAGUGUUUAAGAGGCCUGAGAUAGAGAAUUGGGGAACCGGCAUAAGAGCUCUAGAGUGUGCUCUGGAACUGGAAAACCAGUUAACCACGCUCCUGCUAGACCUGAAGACCACAGCUUCUGCCAACAAAGAACGCGAUCUGCUCCGGGUCGUUCGACCGCCAAUGGGAAAGUACCUGGAUAAACAGAAGAGGAACACAAAUUACCUGCAGCACCAGCUUGUAUAUCAUGAGAAAUUAGGAAAUCAGGCCCAGGAGGGAACGGCCCAUUGA